Molecule: messenger RNA, 1144 nt
Organism: Humulus lupulus (European hop)
Lineage: Eukaryota; Viridiplantae; Streptophyta; Magnoliopsida; Rosales; Cannabaceae
Product: ribosome-inactivating protein cucurmosin-like
Exons: 2
Coding region: 88-969 (293 amino acids)
Biological process (GO): negative regulation of translation
Molecular function (GO): rRNA N-glycosylase activity
Source: RefSeq, a predicted model, not a curated record
UUCUACACUUCCCAUUCCCAAGUUGUUUUCUCUCUCUUUAUAUGUCCAUUUAAUUUUGUGAUAGUGUGAAGGAAGUGGAUUUUCAAAAUGAAAGGAGGAUCAAAGACGACGAUGAUGAUGAUGGCAACAUUCAUAUGGUGGUCGAGUAUGAGUGCAUUCGGAUGGGCAAGUGAGGUCCCUCUAGAAGCAAGCUACAGCACUGUGAGUUUCAACACUACAUUCCAAGAUGCGAGCGUGGGGUUUUACCAGAUUUUCAUGCGAUCUCUACGAAUGGAUUUGUCGAGUGGAACCGAGAGCUAUGACAUUCCAGUGCUGCGAUCGAAAGCCGCAGCGGUUGGAGACAACCAAUUUGUGUAUGUGAAGCUUUUCAAUCCAAAAAUCUCCAUCACAUUCGCAGUGUAUACUCUCAACGCAUACGUGGUGGCCUAUCAAGUAGAUUCAUCAAGGCGUUGCUACUUUUUUAAAGAAGCUCCUGCCAAUUCCAAGUCCUUGCUUUUCCGUUCUUGUACUAGUAAGGUCGAUGUUAAUCUUGCAACGAAUUAUGUCAACUUAGGAGACAGAGAGAAAACCAAGUUGGGAUUCAAGCCAUUGGACCAAUCCCUAGAAGAGUUUCAAAGUUUUGAUAGCAAGGAUUCUACAACCUCGCUUCGUCAGAAUCUUCUAGUUGUUAUCCAAAUGGUUGCAGAGGCUGCGAGGUUCAAAUACAUUCAGAAAAAAAUAGAGUCGAACGGGUUCGAGUCAGGAUUUCUCCCAAAAGGUGAUGUUAUCAGCUUUGAGAAUAAUUGGGAAGUUCUUUCCAAAGCAAUCCAGAAAUCUAAAGAUGGAAAAUUUGCUACACCAAUUAAAUUGCUGAAUGAGAACUAUACUCCACGCUCUGUGUCCACGGUUGCAGAAGUGGAAAACGACAUGGGACUCUUGCUGAAUGCAGCCACAACAAGCUUUGAUGAUGACCAAAGAGCUGCUAUGUAGUUUAAAAUCUAAGUGGGUGUUUCGUUUCCCUUUUAGUCAUCGUACGGCUCAGGAUGAUGAUGCUUUUAAUAAUGUUUCCCUUUUCAUCAUCUUCCUUCGUACUAUAUGGUGAUGAAGUUUUGUAUAAUGAUGUUUUGAUAUGAUGAAUAAAAUCACCCUACUACGUACUAAUUAA